AUGGCGCUGUAUGGAACUUCUGAUGCUUUGAUGUGCAGAGCGUUUCCUACCACUCUGAGAGGGCCGGCCCACACGUGGUACAACGGCCUGAAGAUCGGGACGAUCGCCUCUUUUGACCAGCUCGUCAAGGACUUCGAACUCAACUUCUUGGCUUAUGCCCGGCCGAAACAUUCCGUUGCACUACUCCUCAGACUCAACCAGAGGGAGGACGAGCCCCUCUCCCAUUUUGUGAAUCGUUUUGCAACACAAAUCCGGGGAUUACCGGACGCUCACCCCUCUCUAUUUAUGCAUGCGUUUAUGAUAGGCCUGUGA
This is a messenger RNA of Musa acuminata subsp. malaccensis (wild Malaysian banana), 312 nucleotides long. The record is from RefSeq and is a predicted model, not a curated record. NCBI's taxonomy places the organism in Eukaryota, Viridiplantae, Streptophyta, Magnoliopsida, Zingiberales, Musaceae.